Molecule: messenger RNA, 958 nt
Organism: Durusdinium trenchii
Lineage: Eukaryota; Dinophyceae; Suessiales; Symbiodiniaceae
Source: the annotation of a GenBank genome assembly
GUCAGCUGACUGUGAAGUCUGUGAAGCUGGUGGUCAUUGGCUCGCAUAUGGGAAGCAACAUGGAACCCCUGUCCUUGGUGGAAGCCUGCCUCAAGAAGGCCUCAGUGACUGUGGACACCACGGUGCUCGGGACCACCUACCCUUUUCCAGAGAUCAUGUGCGAAUCCUUUGGCCAUUGCGCCAAGCAAGUCCACCUAGACCAGGCAGUUCGACUGCUGGUACAGCAGAUGUACCGACCUACAUGGGAGCCGGCACAGUUGCUGGACUUGCUGUCGAAGGGCUUGCAAGACGCUGCAUUGAUUCAGUCGGACUUACUGCUUUGUGCACAGCCGAUGGCCUUGUGUUCCUUCUUGCGUAGUCUCACCGAGAAGCCCAUCCUGCUGUAUCAAGCCUUCCCUUUGGUGGGCGCCACACCGAUGGCCUAUCGACACCUACUCUUGGUGCAGCUGCGUGAAGUGCAAGUGGCCAACCCCCGACGCUCCGCUUUGGUGGCCUACUCGGAGUUCCUGGCGCAGCAAGUACAACGACAGACGGGCCAAAGGCCCUUGUGCUUGCGGCCGCACUCUCUGUAUGCUCUAGGCGCCGGCCGCUAUCAGCCAGACCGCGAGCACCCGCGCAUCCUGCUGGGACGUAUGGCUGGCUGGGCACGGAACAGCGCGGGCGCCGCGGUGCGCCUGAUCGAGGCCUUUGCGGAGGACAUGCUGCGCCCGGGACAGCUGCGGCUGGUCUUCUUAGGCCUCCACCGCGAGAGCACCGACCUCGUCGCCGGCCUCAGCCGCCCCUUCGGCUACGCCGAGCUGCGGCGCUACCGCGGCGCCGUCGCUGGGCACACGGAUCGAUCGAGGCGCAGCACGCCAUAAAAGAACCAGAUAAAACAAGUAAACAGACACGACCCGUCUGGGGCUGCCAUAAUAGGACUGCCGAUCAAUUGGGGUGGUUGACUGGGGGUCAAUGUAGG